AGAAAUCCCACAGAUCCCAUGUCAGAGAUUCCCACAGAUCUCACGUCAGAGAUGAUUCCCCACAGAUCUCACGUCAGAGAUUCCCACAGAUCCCAUGUCAGAGAUUCCCACAGAUCUCACGUCAGAGAUUCCCCACAGAUCUCACGUCAGAGAUUCCCCACAUAUCUCACGUCAGAGAUUCCCAAAGAUCCCGUGUCAGAGAUUCCCCAUAGAUCCCAUGUCAGAUUCCCACAGAUAUCGUGUCAGAUAUUCCCCACAGAUUCCACGUCAGUUUCCCAACAGAUCCCGUGUCAGAUUCCCACAGAUACCAUGUCAGAUAUUCCCCACAGAUUCCACAUCAGAUUCCCAACAGAUCCCGUGUCAAAGAUUCCCACAGAUCCCACGUCAGAUUCCCCACAGAUCCAGUGUCAGAGAUUACCACAGAUCCAGUUUUAGAGAUUCCCCACAGAUCCCAUGUCCUAGAUUCCCACAGAUCCCGUGUCAGAGAUUCCCCACAGAUCCCGUGUCCCAGAUUCCCCACAGAUCCCAUGUCAGAGAUUCCCCACAGAUCCCAUGUCCUAGAUUCCCACAGAUCCCAUGUCAGAGAUUCCCCACA
Staurois parvus is the source of this 595-nucleotide messenger RNA. The record is from the annotation of a GenBank genome assembly. Lineage: Eukaryota; Metazoa; Chordata; Amphibia; Anura; Ranidae.